Pleurotus ostreatus (oyster mushroom) is the source of this 3333-nucleotide messenger RNA. Its product is annotated as transcription elongation factor spt5. Gene Ontology annotation, molecular function: protein binding; mRNA binding. The record is from RefSeq and is a predicted model, not a curated record. Gene Ontology annotation, cellular component: DSIF complex. NCBI's taxonomy places the organism in Eukaryota, Fungi, Basidiomycota, Agaricomycetes, Agaricales, Pleurotaceae. The coding region runs from base 1 to 3333 and encodes 1110 amino acids. Gene Ontology annotation, biological process: regulation of transcription by RNA polymerase II; transcription elongation by RNA polymerase II; transcription elongation-coupled chromatin remodeling. The transcript has 10 exons.
AUGUCUGAUUUCGACAACGACUUCCCGGCCGAGGGGGAUGACUCCAUGAUGGAUGAGGCAGGUGGCUCCUACGAAGCCGCACCAGGUCACCCGCCAAAAGCCCGACGCGCAGAUUAUGAUGACGAGGAGGAGGAGGAAGAGGAGGAGGAAGAAGAGGAAGAGGAGGAAGAGUCUGGUCGUGGAAGGAAGCGUGCAAAGCAUCGUCACAAGCGGUCCUUCGCCAAUGAAUUCCUCGACAUUGAAGCCGAGGUCACGGACGAAGAGGAAGAAGACGAGGAAGAUGAUGACUUCGGUGGUCCUGAUGGUUUCAUUGAGGCGCCUCAGGAAGGAGAUGAAGAUGACUUGCAGCACCGCUCGCGCAAUGCUCUGCUAGACAGGAAACGUGAUCAGGACUUCGACGACGGCGACUUGGAAAGGAUUGCUGAAGACCUGAGCAAGCGGUACUCUAACAACCGAGCCAUCCGAUACUCAGGCGAUAUGAAUGACAUUCCCCAACGGCUAUUGAUGCCUUCAGUGAACGAUGCCAACUUGUGGCAAGUCAGAGUCAAGCCUGGCAAAGAGCGGGACAUAGUGCUGUCGCUGCUACGCAAAUCCAUCGACUUGGAAUAUACCGCCAACCCACUGAACAUUCUCUCAGCAUUCCAACGCGAUUCAUUACCUGGCAUGAUCUAUGUCGAAGCGCGUAGUGCGCAGCAGGUCAACAAAGCUUGCACCGGUCUGGUCGGUGUUUAUCCCAGUCGAGGAAUACAUCUUGUUCCCAUUGAAGAAAUGGCCAGCCUGCUCCAAAUAAAAAAGCAGGACUUGACUGUGACACCAGGAAGCUGGGUACGAAUCAAGCGGGGCAAAUACCAGGGUGAUUUGGCUCAGGUGAUGGAUAUCACCGAAAAUGGAGAGGAUGUUGGUUUGAAAUUCAUACCGCGCAUCGACCUCAACCCCCGAGAUGAAAGCAGCCUUGAUGGUCGCAAACGAAAAAAGCCUGGCAUCGUGGGCGCUCCUAAUAUGCGGCCCCCUCAGCGUUUCUUCAACUACGAAGAGGUUAUCAAGGUCUACACCCGCAAAGCCGUUGCCAAGCGUAACCAGGUCUAUGUGUUUCAAAACGAGACGUACAAGGACGGCUUCUUGGAGAAAGAUUUCAAGCUGAGCGCACUCAGUUUGGAUGAUGUCAAUCCCACUCUGGACGAGAUCACUCGAUUCACAAGGGGUCAAGAUGGAACGGAGAACGAGAGCAAUGUCGACUUAUCCAUCAUUGCUGAAGCUUCGCGGAAGGCAGCUAUUGCCGUGCUGCAACCAGGUGAUCAUGUCGAAGUGUUCGAAGGUGAACAGGCUGGUAUGCACGGUGUUGUCGAGGAAGUUUCGCAAGAUGUCGUAACGAUAUCCGCCGUCGGUGUCGACAUUGAUGGUCAACGCAUUGAUCUCCCUGCUCGUAGCGUGCGGAAACGGUUCAAACCUGGUGACCAUGUCAAGGUCAUGACGGGAAAAAACGCGGACGAGACAGGUUUGGUUGUUUCGGUUACAGAGAAUGUUGUCACUUUCUUGUCCGAUUUGUCUCUGCAAGAGGUAUCGGUAUUUUCCAAAGAUCUUCGAGAGGCUGCCGAAGUUGGUUCAGGCACGAAUAUUGUUGGUGAUUACGAGCUACACGACUUGGUACAACUAGAUCAGCAAACAGUCGGUGUCAUAUUCAAGACUGAAAGAGAUUCUUUCCGUGUUGUGGAUCAGAACGGUCAAGUUCGCUUGGUCCAACCACAUCAAAUUUCCAUGCGCCGUGAUUCUGGCCGUUCGUUUGCAAUUGACUCCCAAGGUCACGAGUUGCGUAUAAACGACAACGUCAAAGAAGUCGACGGAGAGGGCCGCAAAGGACGCGUUCUGCACAUUCACCAAUCCCAAUUCGCUUUCUUGCAUAACCGAGAAAUCAACGAAAACGGAGGUGUAUUUGUAGCUCGGUGUCGUUCUUUGGCUUCUGUUGCGCCGAAGGGGAAUUUGAUCAAGCCGGGCACCGAUCUCUCAAAAAUGAACCCCGCGAUGGCCGUGCCUGCUGGUGGUAUGGUGGGCUCCGGAAGUAUGGGUCGCGGGCCUCGAGAUCGCUCCGUUGGCUCGCUGGUAGUCGUAGUCAAAGGUGUAUACAAGGGCUACGCAGGGACCAUCAAAGGUACUAAUGGAAACGUCGCCCGCGUCGAGCUUCAAACGGGUAAUAAAGUCAUUACCAUUGACAAGGAGAAGUUGAAGCGUCGAAAGCGACCGCCGCAAAAUGGCUUUGGUGGUGGGGGAGGAGGGGGCGGAGGAGGGGGCGGUGGCUAUGGCAGGAUGGCUCCGCCGUCUUUGACGUCUCGGACGCCGAACCCCUACGCAUCUGGUGGAGGUAGGACACCUGCCUGGGGUACUUCAUCAGGUCGCACACCUAAUCCCUAUGCAUCUGGUGAUGGGAAAACACCUGCAUGGAAUGCUUCGUCUCGCACGCCCAAUCCCUACGCAGACGGAGGGAAGACUCCAGCAUGGAAUGCAUCCUCGCGAACCCCUAAUCCUCACGCUCAGGACGGCGGGCGUACCCCAGCUUGGAAUGCCAAUAGCGGUAGAACGCCAAAUCCAUAUGCAUCUGCCUCUGGUUCCGGUAGCACCCACGGGAGCUCGGGUGGAUGGGAUUCUGGCGGCUGGGGUAGCAACGGUGGCGCUUCUCCUGUUCGAACGAAUUGGGAUUCUGGCGAUUGGGGGUCUACUCCAAUGGGCGCACCGACACCAGCAACAGCACCCACUCCUGGCCCCGGACAUGGUUAUGGUGGAUCAGCCCCGACACCGGGAGCUGGAUAUAGCGGCGCAACGCCCUUGUCGGCACCAACACCGUUUGCCUACAAUGCUAUGACCAAUCUAACAUCGGCACCUACUCCUGCUCCGUCUGGUAUGCACGAUGAUGUUGAUAUUGGUGAAGAAUGGCUGCUCGAGAUACCGGACCAAUACCAGACAAGAGUCAACGUGAAGGUCAAGGGCACGACGAUGGGCGAACGAUUCUACGACGGUUCACUUGAGGACCUCGAGGGCAUUGUUACGCAGGUCAUGCGUUCCUCCGACCUAACACAAACGGCGUCCGUCCACUUCAAGUCGAGGCCAAGUGGUAUUCCUUCCAUUGUCAACAUCCCCAUCAAAUAUUUGACUCCGGUACAUCCAACGCGCAUUUCAGAACACGUAUACUGCUUCGAUGGUCCGCAGAAAGGGAAGGUUGUUGUCGUUCGUGCUGCUCCAGAGAAUACGACAACGGUGGUAUCAUCCGUCGACCUCAUUGGAGGCUUCUUCGAAAUCGAUACUGAUAUGCUUGUCGUAUUGACCCCCGUCGACGACCCAUAG